Molecule: messenger RNA, 1503 nt
Organism: Periconia digitata
Lineage: Eukaryota; Fungi; Ascomycota; Dothideomycetes; Pleosporales; Periconiaceae
Source: the annotation of a GenBank genome assembly
CAACAAUCACCACAACAACAUCUUUACAACAAAAUCAUGUCGGCUGACUUACUUCUGCAGGCUCGGUCUCUACGGGGACGUACGGUCACCAACGAGAAUGACGAAAACGCGGGUUCGAUGCGCGUAACACGCGCCAAAGCAGCUGCCGCUCCCAUCGAUGUUGCCGAUGUACCAAAGAAGACUGUCACCAAGCGAGCAACCGGCACCAACGGGACAACCCAAGCUAAACGAAAUGCCCUGGUCGAUGUCAGCAACGUGAACAAGACGGAGGAUGUUACCUCAAAGAAUGGCAAAAAGCCUGCCGCUUCCAAGCCAUCAGUUCGGCAAUCCGCUCAUCCCCCUGGCGUGCAGAAGCCUUCGACCAAGUCUCGGUCGACAACUACCACGCGCAACACAAACUCAGACCUGAAGAAGCGCACUGCGCCUGCUAGCGGCUCCGGUGUCUCUGUGAAACGUCCCAAAACAACAACCACCACUACCACUAAGGUGGUCAAGGAAGAGGUCCAGACCCUGAAAGAAGAGGAAGAAGGAUUAGAUGACUUGGAAAACAUUGUCCCUCCCACCGAUCCAGUUGUUUCCCACAAGGACGCGCCUCCCACGAAGAAAGAAGCGCCCGCGAAAGCUGAAACCUUUGCCCCGGCAUUGGCUGUACCCGACCUUGACAUUGAAGAUCGCGAUGACCCGCUUAUGGUAUCAGAGUAUGUGGUUGAAAUUUUCGAAUAUCUGAAGAAGCUCGAAAUAUCCACCAUGGCCAACCCGGACUACAUGGAUAACCAGAACGAGCUUGAAUGGAAAAUGCGCGGUAUUCUUGUGGACUGGCUCCUGGAAGUGCACACUCGCUUCCGUCUUCUCCCCGAGACCCUGUUCCUCGCGGUCAACAUCAUUGAUCGUUUUCUGUCCGCCAAGGUUGUCCAGCUGGAUCGCCUGCAACUUGUUGGUGUCACGGCCAUGUUCAUCGCUUCCAAGUACGAGGAAGUUCUAUCUCCCCACGUCCAGAACUUCAUUCAUGUGGCCGAUGAUGGUUUCACCGAGGACGAGAUUUUGAGUGCGGAGCGAUUCGUUCUUAGUGCUCUUAACUACGAUUUGAGCUACCCCAACCCUAUGAACUUUCUGCGUCGCAUAUCCAAAGCCGACAACUAUGACAUUCAGACACGCACUCUCGGCAAAUAUCUUCUAGAGAUAGGAUGUCUAGACCACCGUUUUAUUGGCCACCCUCCUAGUCAAGUUGCUGCUGCUGCCAUGUAUUUGGCACGUCAUGUGCUCGAGCGCGGCCCUUGGGACGAUACUCUAGCUCACUAUGCAGGCUACUCGGAGGAUGAAAUCCAGCCUGUUUUCCAUUUGAUGAUCGACUAUCUCUCUGCCCCUGUCGCUCACGAAGCCUUCUUCAAGAAGUACGCCAGCAAAAAGUUCAUGAAGGCUUCUAUUGUCUUGAGACGGUGGAGCAAAGAUUAUGUCAGCACAUAUGGCAAUUUGCUUGCGGAUGCCACUGAAUCGGAAGGUUAA